Messenger RNA from Trichechus manatus latirostris (Florida manatee), 4354 nucleotides. RefSeq names its product TBC1 domain family member 13 (gene TBC1D13). Lineage: Eukaryota; Metazoa; Chordata; Mammalia; Sirenia; Trichechidae. The coding region runs from base 51 to 1253 and encodes 400 amino acids. Gene Ontology annotation, molecular function: GTPase activator activity. Gene Ontology annotation, biological process: activation of GTPase activity; intracellular protein transport. The transcript is spliced from 12 exons. The record is from RefSeq and is a predicted model, not a curated record.
GGCGGCGGUGGCGGCGACGGCGACGGCGACGAGAUCCGGAAGUUAACAUCAUGUCGAGUCUGCACAAGAGCCGGAUUGCAGAUUUCCAGGAUGUCCUGAAGGAGCCCACGAUUGCCUUGGAAAAGCUUCGUGAACUCAGUUUUAGUGGCAUACCCUGUGAGGGCGGACUGCGGUGCCUCUGCUGGAAGAUUCUCUUGAACUACCUCCCUUUGGAGAGAGCCUCAUGGACCUCCAUCCUGGCCAAGCAGAGGGAGCUGUAUUCUCAGUUCCUGAGAGAAAUGAUUAUCCAGCCUGGCAUUGCCAAGGCCAACAUGGGAGUGUCCAGGGAGGAUGUGACCUUUGAGGACCAUCCACUCAACCCCAACCCCGACAGCCGGUGGAACACAUACUUCAAGGACAAUGAGGUGCUGCUGCAGAUCGACAAAGAUGUCCGGAGGCUGUGCCCAGACAUAUCCUUCUUCCAGAGGGGCACCGAGUACCCCUGCCUCCUCAUUCUGGACCCCCAGAAUGAAUUUGAGACCCUCCGUAAGCGAGUGGAACAGACAACGCUGAAAUCCCAGACAGUGGCCCGGAACAGGAGUGGAGUCACAAAUAUGAGCUCCCCACACAAGACCACUGCGCCAUCAUCCCUGAAUGAGUAUGAGGUGCUCCCCAAUGGCUGUGAGGCCCAUUGGGAGGUGGUGGAGAGGAUCCUGUUCAUCUAUGCUAAGCUCAACCCUGGCAUCGCUUAUGUCCAGGGCAUGAACGAGAUUGUGGGACCCCUCUACUAUACCUUUGCCACGGACCCCAACAGUGAGUGGAAAGAGCACGCUGAGGCAGACACCUUUUUCUGCUUCACCAACCUCAUGGCUGAGAUCCGGGACAACUUCAUCAAGAGCCUGGAUGACUCGCAAUGUGGUAUCACCUACAAGAUGGAAAAGGUGUACUCCACUUUGAAGGAGAAGGACGUGGAGCUCUACCUGAAACUGCAAGAGCAGAACAUCAAGCCUCAGUUCUUUGCCUUCCGCUGGCUGACACUGCUGCUAUCCCAGGAGUUCUUGUUGCCUGAUGUCAUCCGUAUCUGGGACUCUCUCUUUGCUGAUGACAACCGCUUUGACUUCCUCCUCCUCGUCUGCUGCGCCAUGCUCAUACUGAUCCGGGAACAGUUGCUGGAAGGGGACUUUACUGUAAACAUGCGGCUCCUGCAGGAUUACCCCAUCACAGAUGUCUGCCAGAUCCUACAGAAAGCGAAGGAACUCCAAGACUCAAAGUAGCCUGACGGCAAGAGGUCCAGGUUUGGGAGAGAAGGCACUGACCCCUGGCUUCUAGGACACGGAGAAGCCUGUAGGAUUUCCAGCCAAAGGGGAAGCUGCAGAAUUGGCCACACUCCAGGCCUUCUCGCCCUGGCCCCCUCGUCCUAGGCCGUUCCCGCUGGGGGCACACUGUGUGGCGCUCCUUCCCUAACCACCGAGCCCUCGCUCCCCACGCUCUUCAGCCCUGGGACCCUCUGCCCAGGCUGCUAAGCAAGGUUGGAGCUCAUGAAAUUCUGUUCCUUGGGGCUGGACAGUCUGGGAGGCUGUCAGGUGUUCUUCCUGUCUCUGCUCUGCUGCCCCCUUCCUCCUUUCCUGCUUCUGGUUUUCUGGACUCUGGUGAGGGGCAGGCAGUAGGCACAUGGGCCAGAGAUCACUUCUUCUAGGGGUUGGUGCUGAAGCUUCUACAUGGGGAAGGUGACACUGUAUAGGAGCUAAGAGGCUGCCGGGCUGAGGUCAUGCCCUCUAUCUCUCAUGAGCGUGUGUGAGGUCUGUGUGUAUAUGUCUGUGAAUCCCCCAGGUGUCUCUGCUUCUCCUCUCUUGUCAGUCAGGGUGAGUGUGAGGAUGUCUUUGAAUCCCUCUAGGUCUGUCUGCUUCUCUGUCUCUCUGCUUCUGGCUCCCUGUCUUCUCCCUUCACUUCUUCACAGAGGGUGGUCGUGGCAUUCUCACUCUGGAUGUUCCUCUCUCCAUUGCUCUCCCUCUGCGUUUUUCUCUUGGGGUGCCUUAUCCCUAGUGUCUUUCCCUCCUGACCCCUUCCCUGCUCCCAGGAACCCAGGAGACAGAAUGAGGAUUCUGGCUCAGCAGAGCCCCUGCACAUCAACCUUGGCCUUUGCAUCCUGUUCCCACCCCCCAGUCCUAGGCUCCCGGGUUCCCCAAACUGGGAGGGAGUCCACAGUGCCUCACUAGAGGCCACUUAACCUGCCCCUUAUGACAAAAACUUGGAAACCAAAAGCUCCUGGGAAAUAAUGAAGAGGGAGACAUGCAUCUUUCCAGAAGUUACCAUAAAGGCUCUUCCCUCCCUGGGGUCGUCUGUGCUCCAGGGGACACGGUUACUAAGAAAAUUCUAUUCCAGGGUUUGGGAUCCAAGUGCUUCUGAAGAGUUGUGAUUCCCUUGGCUUCCAGGAUCUAGCCCACAGAGCCUCCUUGUGGCCAGGCAUAAAUAAGCUCAAAGACCCUGGACCCUGUCAGUGCCAGGAGAGUCUUGUGUCAGCACCUUUGCAUGCCCUCCACCCCCAGGCAGGCAGAAGGAAGUGCUGGCCCUUCUCUGGUCACCUGCUUGGGGUGUCCCCAGGUGUUAGGGCGUGUCCUUCACGCAGGAGCAGCUGACUACUCCCAGCACUGGCCUGUGAGUGGUAAGACUGUUCUGACAACUCCCCACCCUUCUUUUGUGAGAAAGCAGGUAGUGUGGGUCUGGGAGGCUAGGUACCAAGGGUCCUCACCCUCUCCCCAGACCGGCCAGCAAGAGCAGGGCCCCAGGACCCUCUUGCCCCCAAAGCCUCCUGACUCUAGCAGAAGGACUUUGCUGGCCACAAAGGCCCAACUGUAGGCAAGAAACAGCUUCCCCAGGUGGCUCCUUUCCCAGGGUAUAUCUUGGACUCUUCUGGGACUUGACACAUUUGCCUUUUUGCCUCCUCCCAAGACACAGUAUUUGGAAGACUUUUACUAUUUAUUCAGACUCCUAGUUAUUUAUUGCAGAUUGGCAGGUGCCUGGUUUGGGGAUGGCAGGUGGGGCAUGAAGGUGGAAAGGAGUUACAGAAAUGGUCCUCCCGGUGUCCCAAGAUCAGAGCCAGCAUUCUCUUCCCCUGCCUCUCAGCCCUUCCUGGUUUUCUAGUAGGUCUUGGCUGGGAGGGCUCUGAACUCUGGACUGGAGCUGAAUGGAAGGGAGACAAGAGAGCUGGUAUCCUUGCCAGAUUCCAAGACCCAUUGGACAGGGCACACACUGCUUCCCACCAGCCUAGCACACCUUCUUCCCAGGACUUGUCAGUUGGUGGUUCAGCCCCAAACCCCUCAUGGCCUGGAACCCAACAGACACUACCCAGGACAUCUGAUGCAUUCCCUCUUGCCUGCCCCCCUGCUCUUCCACUUGGGGCCAAACUACUUGAAUCACUGCAUCUAAUUUGCCUCAGUGGCAGACCUGGCUCCAGUGCCCUCUCCUUGAACUUGAGGUGAAAGUCAAGAUUGAACGGACCAUGACCUGGUUAGGCUAAGCUCCACAGUGGGAUACUGCCUGAGGAAGGGACCUUCCCUUGCUGAUUCCUCCUCUUCAUACUCUCAAAGGAGCUCCCUAGAGAGCCAGAGUGCCCAAGGCUUCUUGCUUGAGAAGUUGCUCCCAGGAAUUCAGACAGUUUUACAGAUUGGGCUGUAUGAAUUCAGUGGGCCUCACUCCAGAGGGUCAGAAUGUUAGUCUGCUUUUGGUUUUUCAUCUGUUUUGUUCCUUGAAUCAAUGCCGUUGAUAAGUUGUCUUUAAUAAAUCAUGUGUUCUUUAUAUUGGUGCUGUGAUGGGCUGAAACCUCAGAGAGGUCUCUGGGAGCAGGGAAGAAAGUUUGAACAGGGAUGGAGUCAGAAGUCUCCCUAGAGUAGUCUGAAAGACCAGGAAGUCUUGUCUUAAGAGCUUGUGCAGACCUCAUUCAACCACCGCAAGUUAUAGCUAGUGGGAGUGUGGACUGGGGAAGGAUGUGUAACAUACAUGGUUACACAGCAAGUUAUGUUUUAGAUUUAAAAAAUUUGGAAAUUCAAAAACGUGAAUAAAACAGGUCACCCAUAAUCUCACAAAGUCAACAACGUUAGACUUUUUAAGUGAAUGUAAUUUUUGUUAAAUAAUUAUCAUUUUCUUGAUAGUUUUGUAUAUUAGAGCAAGUUGUAUGAUGAAAAAAAUUUUAUGAGUUCUAUAUACUAUCUGUUAUUAGGUGCCAUCGAGUCAGUGUCAACUCAUAGUGACCCUGUGUACAAUAGAAUGAAACAUUUGCCCGAUGCUGCACCGUCUUCUCAAUUGUUAUGCUUGAGCCCAUUGUUGCAGCCACUGUGUCAGUCCAUCUCAUUGAGCAUCUUCCUCUUUUUUGCUGACC